Messenger RNA from Paramecium pentaurelia, 2939 nucleotides. The record is from the annotation of a GenBank genome assembly. Lineage: Eukaryota; Ciliophora; Oligohymenophorea; Peniculida; Parameciidae.
UAUGAGCAAUUAUUUUUUAAAUUCAGGACUUAAAAGGGAUGGCUAAUUGGAAUUAAUACCUGAACAUGUUCGUUUUAAUUUAACAUAAUUAACACCAUCUGAUGUUGGGAUAGUUUAAUUUUAAAUAAUAUUAGCAGAACAGGAAUAAAAUAUCAUUGAAUUAAUUGAUAUUCAAGAUAAUCUUGGAAAUCCUUUGAUAAAAAUAACAUUAAAAUAAAGAGAACUUAUAAUUCAAUAUUUGGAAAAUACCUACAAAUUUCCAAUUCAAUAAAUCAUUUUAUACAAAUUGUAUCCAAUAUUUAUAUCAUUCCAUGAUGAGAUUAAUUUGAUUACAAAUUUUAAUGUUCAAAGUUAAAAACUUCAAUAGAGAUUUGCUUAUACAUCCAAUAAGAUGGGAAUAUUUUUAGGAAGUAGAAGUAAUUUGAAUGCCUUUACAGGAAUAACAAGAAAUUUAUAGAUUAGAUUUGUAAGAGAAAAUGAAUUAAAAAUGCAAAUAGAAGGUGAAAUAAAGAUGUAAAAAUCUAUUCUUAAUGAUUUAAAUGAUAUUGGAUAGAUAAAAUAUAAAUUACCAUUUAGCAAACCAUUAUAAUCAAUAGAAGAGUUAGAUAAUUGGAAACCUAAUGAAGAAUAUACAAUACUUCCAAUUUAAUAACUAAAGAAAAUUACAAGAACAACAAAUUAACCUUUAUUAGUAUGUCAUGAUAUGUAAGGUGGAUAUAAAGAAGAUAUUUGGUGUUUUGGAAAUGCAAUGAGAUAAAAUAGUUAUCGUUUUUAUUACAUGACCCAUUGUGACAUUUUUGUUUAUUUUUCACAUACUUUUAUUACUAUUCCAACUGUACCAUAUAUUAAUAUUUGUCAUCAAUUUGGUACUAGGAUAUUAGGAACCAUUAUUACAGAAGGAGAUGAUAAUACAUUGACUAAUUAAAUAUUAAAUUUAAAAUAUGUUGAUAAACUAGUUUAAAUUUGUUAAUUCUAUAAGUUUGAUGGUUAUUUAUUGAAUAUAGAAACAAAUGUUGAUAACGUAGAUUUAUUUAUAUAAUUUAUAAAAGAAUUAAGUGAUAAAUUAUAAUCAAUAGGAGCUAUUUUGAUGUAUUAUGAUAGUCAUAAUGCUGAAGGAAUUUUAAAAUGGUAAUCUGAAUUGAAUGAAGACAAUAUGAAAUACUUUUAAGCUUGUAAUUACUUUUUUAGUGAUUAUCAUUGGAAUUUGAAUAAAUUAUCUAAUACAGAAAAGAAUGCUGGAAAUUAAAAGAAUAAUGUAUUCGUAGGAAUUGAUAUAUGGGGUAGAGGACAAUAUGGAGGUGGAUAAUUUGAUAGUCAUAUAGCAUUGUAAGAGAUAAAAAAAGCAUAAUUAGCCACAGCCAUUUUUGGUUAAGCUUGGACUUAUGAGACCUCAAAUGAUAGUAGGUCAUAGUUUAUUUAAAAUGAUAAUUCAUUAUGGUAAGGUAAAAAUACUGUAUCUUUAUUUGAUAAACAUAAAAAUCAAUGGGUAAUUACAUCUAAUGGAGGAUCUGGAUGGAAAAUAGUACAAGAAAAUGGAGAAGAGACUGCUAUUGCAUCUUUUGAUUGGUGUAUCAGAACUUAUACAAUUUAAUUAAAUUUAGUAUCUUCAAAUAAAGGAGGUAUUAUAUAAUUCAAUGCAAGAGUAAAAGGAACUGGUCCAAAAUUUGAGGAUUUAUAUGUAAUUAAUAAUAAUAUUAUGAUUAGCUAAUUGGAAUAGAAUUAUAUGAUAGAUAAAAUAAAUGUAUUGCAAGUAUAGAUUCAUUUUCAACAAAGGUGAAUAAGAAAGAAAUUUAAUUUAAUAUUGAUAAUGUUAAUGUUGCUGAUGAUAAAUGGAGAGAACAUACUUUAAGUAUUAAAACUACAGAUGAUACAUAAUAUGUUAAAUUUAUAGAAGUAGGAAAAGAUGUUGAAUUAUGGGCUGGUAAUUAUGGUACUUAAUUUACUGGUGAAUCUAUGGUUUAUAUUAGUUAUGAUAGUAAUAAGGAUCUAUUAAGAAUGAUAAAACCAAAAACUUAUUAAGAAUUCCCAUUAUAAACAUAUUUCAAUAAUGCUGUUGGAGAAGCCUAUUAUAUUGAUGGUCAAAAGUUUACACAUUAUAAGGGUUACUAUGAUAAUUUGAAUGAUUUUGAUUAUUCCUUAUGUUAUCCUACAAAAAAGAUUGUGAGUUAAGAUAUACAAGAUAAUUGGGAGAGUAGUAUAACUUUUAGUGAUGCAUGGAAUGGAAGUAGUUGUAUAAAAAUUAAAGGAGAUUUGUAAGUUAAUAAAAGUUUUCUUAUAAAAUUAUUCAAAACUAGAAUUGAUCCUUAAGGUAAUAUAAGUGCAAGUAUCAAUAUGAAGAAUUUUGAUAAAAAGAUUUUAUCAUUAAGUUUGGUUUUUAAAUUUGGAGAUAAGGGUUUGUAAACUUUUAAACCAACUAAAAUAUUAACAAAUAAGGGUUGGGAUAUUGCAUAAUACACAAUUUUAAAUUAAGGGAAAAGUUUGAAAUCUGUUUAUCUAAAAAUUGAGAAUAUUUCUUAGCAAUAAUAAGCAGUUGAUGGUUUAAUUGGAGGUUUAGCCAUUUAUGAUGAUAGAUUUACAGAAUAAAUGAAGAUUGCCAAUGUAGAUUUCAAAGAUCCAACUAAAUAUAUCAAGAAUAUCUAGUUGAAAGAGAGUGUUACAAAUCUCUAUGAUUUAUAUAUCUAAUUAGAAUUAGGAGAUUUAUAACCACUCCUUAAAACUAUCAGAGUCUUUAAGUAUAUUAUUAUGUAUUACAAAAUAUAGUGAUAAAUAAUGGAUUGGAAAUGUAAGAUCUAAUUAUGCUUAUUUCCCUGAACUACCUUUUGAUGGAAAAGAAAUGUUUGUCAAAUUAUAGAUUAUUUUAAAUAAUGGAAACCACAUCAAGGCUGAAUCUGUUCUGCCACAUAUCCUUUAUUCAGAUUAAGUUGUUAGAUUGCCAUGAA